Messenger RNA from Contarinia nasturtii (swede midge), 7387 nucleotides. RefSeq lists its product as uncharacterized. The coding region runs from base 175 to 7245 and encodes 2356 amino acids. NCBI's taxonomy places the organism in Eukaryota, Metazoa, Arthropoda, Insecta, Diptera, Cecidomyiidae. The record is from RefSeq and is a predicted model, not a curated record. The transcript is spliced from 17 exons.
UUUAUGAGCCAUUCAUAAGAGUGCUACAACAGAGAAAAAUCAUAUUGUGUUUUUUUUUAUUAAAAUAAAAGUUUUUUUCUUACGCCGAUUUAGUGCUUAUUCCGAUUUGUUUAUGCGAUAAUCAAUUAGUAGCUAAUCAUAAUUGGAUCGUUGAUUACGCAUAAUUGAGGCACUAUGUCAUUUAUUGAGAAAAACCCGUAUUCGUCAAGCUAUAUUGACAAAAAGGAAAGCAUUUCAGAGCAAGAUUCACCUCGACGUCUCAAAGUGGCUUUGAAAUAUUUUGGAUCGGAUGAAAAGAUUCACAACGAUAGCCAUUCGACAAUAGAUGCAUGCACAAAUAAUCAUAUCGAAACAACUGAAAUGAACGAAGCAGCCGCUGUCAAUGAAUCAGUUAAAUCGUUCGAUGGGAUCGUGCCUAAGGAUGAUGACGAAAGAUUCUGUUUUGAUACGGACAUAUUUCGUGUUUAUUGUAAAUGUACCGAAUGUCUGCAGUAUCGUGAAGUUUUGAUUCAAUUAGUACUCGAAGACCAUGAAUACAACACGCUGUGGGAUCGUUUGAAGGCUCUUAUUCGAGAAUUUUAUGAUGUUAUUCCACAAAAUCCAGUGCCGUAUGAAAAUUCAAUGGAUGCCAAGUACGAGGAGUUAAUUAAUAUGCAAGCAAAAUGGUUCACCGAUGGCCACAUUGAUAAGCAGAAAAAUAUACAGUUGUCAUUAAGCUCACAGUUGCCGCUUACAAAUGAAAUGACAUUUAUUCUGGUGUUUACAAUGUUGUACACACGUGAUCCUCAUCAAUUAUUUCAAUUAUUGUGUAUUCAAUUGCGAUGCAUUUCGAUUGCGUACAGUGAUGGAUUGAAAAAAAUGCUAACAACCAAUGGGGAGGAUGAAACUCCAACCUAUAAUCCGGUUGAAUUACUGAUAUUCAUCUUAGAUGGUUAUGAUAAGUUUUGCAAUACGGCCAAGAAAUUAUCGUCACUAUUGAUUGAAUUGCAACGUGAUCAUUUGAAGGGUUUUUCAUUGACAUGGACAAUACUAAAUAAGCGCAUGUAUCAACGAUAUGUUUAUAUGGAAAUUCAAGACCUAAUACCGGAAUGCAUAAUAAAACUAAAGGAUUUGCUUGAACCGGAAGAGUACAGUACAAUGGCACACAGACUGAUUCGUUUCGAUGAAGAUAUGACAUCGACAACGAAAAAUUGGUCACAAGUAUGGUCAUUGCUACAGGAAUUUCAUAUGGAAUUGGAAGAUACGGAACGAAGAAAGCGAAUAAGUUGUAUUCAAGAUUUAUUGAAAGCGAUUCGUGACUGUGAAUUUGAUUUUUCGCCUUAUGAAAAACUCUUAAAACGGGAAAAUUCCGAAAAAAUGCAAUGGAUCAAAAUGGAAAAUCGUGAUGAAGCCUGGGUUUUAACCGUCGACUAUCUGAAGCGUGUUUGGCAGGAAAAGGACGACUCUCGUUUAUAUGCAAGUGUUCGAAAUGAACAAUGCAUUACAUGUGAUUCGGAAUUGGGAAGUCACUAUACCGAUUGUGAUUGUGUGACUUGCUUAUUUGCUGGUGGGCCUUGUAGCAAUCAAGGAAAAGAGGUGCUUGAAAAAUUCCACUGUACGAAGUGUUCAUUUUAUGAUAAACUCGACUAUAUGGAUUACAUAAAAAAAGACAUAAACAAACGGCUAAGAGGGACAUCGGAUAAAUCACUGCCAAACACAGAUGAUGAUCUAGAUGAUGAGAUAACGUUAACAAUGCUAGAAAAUCACUGUUAUCAUCUGUCGUGGGCUGUCUUCAAACAUAUGCCAUUGCGAAAGGUUUACAAUGUAACGAAUUUCAAUGCGCGACAUUUUUGUUCAUUUCAAGAUCCGCCAUGCAUGAGAAACGAAUGUCGUGUUGCAACACAUAUCAUCGCCGGCCUUUAUCCGCUUAACUUUUCGAAGUUUUUGAUAAAAGCCUAUCAGCCACUAAAAGAAGAGGAACGCAAAGAGCUAAUGAACAUUCAAAAAUUGUAUUUUUCAUAUUUAAUGCAAAAAAUCAGCGACGAUAAAUCACAAAAAGUGGAUAUGCUACAGCAAAUGGAUCUAUUAUGGAAUAUCGAUGAUGCUGAGUAUACACUAUUCUGUGACAUUGGUUCGGCGUUUGCUGAAUGCUAUUUGAUUGAUAUGCCAAUACCUGUACAGGAGUUGCUCGAUUCGUGUUUCAUUCUUGACAAUGACAAUGGUGACAUUGAAUUGAAUACCUAUUGGCUUGAAUGUAUCUAUAUGUUUAAAGAAAGUGAUAAUUCGCCGCUUAAGAAAAUCGAAAAUGAUCCCAAAGUGCUGGAAUUUCAAUUACGCAUGCAAAUGGACCAAAUUAACAGUAUGAGUGAUGUUGGUAAAUUUUCUGCUGCCACAACAAAACUGCUGACAACAACCAAAUUGCUGGAAGUUAAGAGUGGAAAAUUAGAAAAAAACAACGAUAUUGAUACCGAUGAACUUGAAUUUGCCCGUAUCCGACCCGAAUCGUAUGAAAAAUUAAAAGCCCUACUCGAUGUUGUAAAACAUGAAUCGAAAAAUGAGAAAAAAUGUGAUGACAAUCUAACGAAAGAGUGUUCACAUAAUUCGACAGUCAAUAUAAUAAAAACAAAGAAAACAAUAUCAAUCAAUUCAUCGAAAGCCAGUGGUAAUGCAUCAUCACCAACACCGUUCCGUGAAACAAAAUGCAAAAAACAUGAUAUUUGUGAUAAAGAAGACGAUUCAACAUUUGGUGUAAACGAUGCUGUCAAAAUUCGCGUCAAACAACAACUUAAUCAAAAAUUAGAAGCAGAGCUGAAGAGCCUGAAGAAAGAACACAGUGUACUUAAGGACAUGGUUCGGGAUCUUGAGCAAAUCAAAGAAAAUGAUGACAGUCAAUCGUUAGCAAAAAAAGAGAAAGGAAACAGCUCAAACAAUGGCGCACAUCACUGUUGUUCAGAACACUCGGAUUUAUUGGAUAAUCAACAAAACCACCCCAAAAUGUGUCAUCGUGGUGAUGGCCAGUGCACCUGCUACUACUGCACAAUUUUUGGUCAUACGGAGUGCAACCAUGGUAGAACAAAUGAGACACGAGAUCGUUUGCGAAAGCGAUUACAUCAAAUCCACAGUAAGAGCUCAACAAAAACGAUCACAACAAAAACCAUAAAGAAUCCACCUGGUGCUUUGAAAAAAAUGCUAGCGUCAAAAGUGACAGCGACUAAUAGCAGUGCCGGCGCAAGUGGAUCACAGUGUCACAUUUUACCGUCAUCCAUGGCAGCAACCGCAUCAACAUCAUUAUUGAAGCCAGUAGUUGAACAAAAAGAGAAUAGCACAAAUGAAAUUCUCGAAGCUGCAUUACGCGAUGAUUUGGGAAAAGUGAUCACUGCCAAUAAUGCAAAAAUGGCGUCUUCAAAGCCAUCGUCGAGCAAUAGUAAUACAGCCACUGCCAACACGAGUACAAUCAAUGUGAUCGAUCCGAAAACGGCAAAAAAACGUAAAAUAAUAUUGUCGAAUUCCGGUGGUAAGGUCGAACAUACGGGUGACUGUUGUGACACUGAAUCCUGUGAUGAAAAGAAUAAGCAUCGAUCUGAAACGACUGCAUCGAAUUCUGACGCAGAUUCAAGUUUGACGCGUAAAACUAAGCCAACACAACAGCCUGCCAACGAUUUUGCAUCGCUCGAUGAUAUACUUGAUUUUAUCGAAGGCAACACAACCAAUAAAAAAGACUCACAGAAAAAGGCCGCCAAAAAGGCAAAACAAAAACAAAAGAAGGAGGAUGUUAAACGUAUUGAAGAGCUAGAGCAACUUCGUGACCAAUUCCAUGAUGCCUUUUUCAAGGAAUUAGAUGUUAAAAACGAUCUGAAAAGUCUUCGUAGUAUGAAAAAACGUGAUAAAAAGAAAAUUUCUGAACUCGACACAAGUAUUAAAAAAUAUGGCAAAUACAAAGCCAAAAUCGAAUCAAACAUUCUGGAAUUGAUUGGCGUGCUGAAGGCAAACAAUGCCGAUUUUAAAUUCGCUUAUUUACCGACCAAGGAACAACAGCUGGAGAAACAACAGCAAGAUAAACAGCAGCAAACUACACAAGGCAAUCAACCGGUCAUUGCCGAGGUGAUAGGUGACCAAGUGAAGGCCCAGCAAGAAAAGAGCAACAACGUUCGGUUAAUUCAGAAUGAUCAACGUCAAGAGACAUGCGAAUAUACGCUUGAUCAGUCGAAACGAAUGGUAACCAUUCGACGAAUUAAUGUACCGCAUGCUGAACCACAAGUCACAGUCACGGCAAAAGGUAUAUCACCAGACAAAGAUAAGCUGCUCUACACAUUCAUCAAUGGCCAACUGAUUCCAAGCACUAGUGUUGCAUCACAAGCACAAUCACAGCAACAAACUGCUUCGGUUAGUUCCGGUACAAGUGAUAAGGUAACAAAAUCGAAGCAAAAUGUAAAAGCCGAACCUAAAGUAGAAGCUAAAUCAAGUAAAAAACCUAUUGAACCCACAAUGCCUGAUAAAAAUACAAAGAAAAAUGCAAAAGAAAAACAAUUAGGUGAGAAAAAUACAACAAAAGCCAACGAUAAAACGAGUGGUCGCAAAACAUCGCCGGAAAAUACCAAACCGUCAACAUCGAAAUCAACAAAAACCACUACGAAUACAAACACUGCCGCCUCAACAAAAGACAAAGACAAGAAGCAAAAGAAAGGCAAAAAGGAUAUUGACACUGAAGUAGAUAGCAUCACCAAUUCCACCAAGGAACUGACCAUCAACGAAGAGAAACCGAAAAAAGAAAAGAAAAAAGUGAAAGCAAUUAAAUUUGAAUAUGCCGAUCCAAAUUAUAAAGUGAAUCAAUUCGAUUUGUUGGACAUGGACGAAGAUGAUGAUUAUUACAUUGAAUCGUCAUCGGACGAAUCAAUUGAGAAUGAACCGGUGCCUGUACCAAAACCAACGGUUAAUGUUACAAAGUUGCAAACGCCAACGCUGUCACAUCAAUCGUCAGUUGAAUCGCAACCCGCACAACCCGUACAACCAACACAACCAACACAAACCAACAAAAACAAUAAAAAUCAGCAAGCAAAUAAGAAUGCUAAGGCGAUUGAUACAGGGAAAAAGGGUAAAAACGAUUCAAAUGCAAAGGCACAGCCACAAAAAGCGGAUAAAAAACCAUCAACUGAGAGUAACACAGCACCAUCAGCUAAAUCACAGAAACUCAGUAACAAUCAAGCACAACACACAAAUGUGCCAACGAACAAACAAAGCAACGUUGACGAUUCUAAUUUGUCGAAGAAACAAAAGAAGAAAUUGGAGAAGAAAUUGGAGAAGAAACAACAGAAUACGGCACAAGUACAACAACAGCCGAACACAGCACGAUCAUCGUCAAGAGCGGAUGCUGAUUUCCAUUCGAUGAGUUCAUCAAUGCAAAGAAUGCGCUUAGAUUCUGAUGCAAGUGAUGCGACGAAAAAUCAAUCACCAAAUACGAGUGCAUCAAAUGUAAGCAUCAUGGAUCAAUUGAAUCGUGGAGUAAAGGUUGAAGGUCUUAUGCUUCCACCAGGCAUAACAUUGACACGAGUCGACCCACAAUCGGCAGAGGGCAUGCGUGCCAAAAAAGAAGCGAUCUCUCGCAUAUCUCAACCAGUUCCUCAACAAUAUCAACAACCGUUGGAAUAUCAGCGACCGCCGCAAUUCAUAAGUGGCAUGUCAAUGCAGCCCAAUGGUUUAAUAAUGGUUGAUCCAAUGCAGAAUCUUGCGUCGUCCUCAUCAACGACCGAUCAAAACGCAGUGCAAACUCCGAAUUCGAAGAAAAAUCGCAAAAAUCGAAAGAAAAACAAGAACAAAGCAGAAGAAGAGAGUGUCGACGAACAAACGAAUCUUGUUACACUGCGAAAUCCAUUAUUCACACCAGGCGAUCCAAGUCGAACACAACCACCGGCACCAGUGCAACAACGAAAUCAAAUGGCAAUGGGUAUCAAUCAACCGGCAUCCAUAACCAAGAACGACAAUGGCAUGUUUACCAUUCGAAAUAUGGCCUUACAACAGGCCCUAUCCAAUGGUGCUGCACCAAAUUAUCGUUUGUAUCCGAAUGAUCCGAUUUAUCAACCACAAGAAAUGAAUGUCGACAAUUACUCGUAUUUUUCGGGCAACACGGCCAGCAAUGCGGUUACCAAUCCAAAUAAUUCCACAAAUCCAACAUCAGCUAGUUCAGUAAUUGGUCAAGAGGUUUUACAAUCGAGCAGCUCACCAAAAGCAUCGGCCACAGCAAUCGGUAGCGAACGAAGCCUACGAAAACAACAACAAUCAUAUGCAAGCAUGAAUGGUGGUGACAUGUACAAUAGCAUGCAUAUGGACCAAAAACGGCCAUACUCAUCGUUUGAUGUGAACACCAAUUAUGGUUUUAAUAGUGAUUUCAUUGGACAAAACAAUCCCGCGAUUCAACAACAAAAUCAAUAUUAUCAACAUGUCAAUGGUGGAUUUCCGUAUGGCAAUCAAACACAAACCGACAAUACAACCAGUUUAUUUGGUAGUCGAACACAAAGUUCAUUAUCGAACGCACAUUGCUGUGAUGAUACUCCGCCAACGCAUGAUCCGUACAGAACAAAAACCGACGAUAGCUCAUUUUUCAAAAAGUUCGAUGAUGAUUCAUCGUUUUUACAUGGCUUACAUCCUGGACAACGAUUGAACAGUGAGGUGACAAUACAUAAUAUCAAUGACCCGAAAUUCAAUCGAAAACCAGCAUCACUUAAUUUAAGAGACGGUGUUGAAAUAACACGGAUCAAUGGUCCCGAUGGUGGUUUCACAAAUCCAAAUCUGGCUGUUGGCAGUCAGCGGCCGACCUCUUCUUCUAUUGUUGUUGCUGCUGCUGCUGCGGCUGCAGCUGUCAAUGAUGAUUUGAACAAUAGUGCAAAUUCUGAGUUUGGAGAAAAUGUUUUUGUUCCAAACUCGGCGGUAAAUCUCAGCGAACUUGAGACUGAUGAGCGGGAAAUUGAAUCGUUCAAACGUUUUAACUACUAUUACGAACCUCCGAAAAAUAAACCAAAAGUAAAUCUUGAUGUGAAAGGCAUUGUGGUAGCUAAAAAACAGCCUGCAUCAAAUAAUUCCUCACCAUAUUUUGGCGAAUUAGCUGGAUCAUCUCUCAGUAACACUCCGCGUCUCGACGACGACCUUUAUCCCGAAUUAAAUGCAUUUAAGUCGAAUAGUGGCGAUCCGACCAUAGAUCCAACAACUCGAAUUCAAUUGGACAAUUUUUUACACGGUAUCAUUGGUGAUGAUCUGAAAACUGAUCACAAUUAGACUUUGAUUGUAUGUCAGAAAUAUGAUACACUACACUUUACACCAAGAACAGUAACAAUAAACAGAGAAACGAGAUAAAAUGAAAGAAUAUGUAAAAAAGAAAACAAACAGAAGCUUAAGGGAAGAAAUCGAAAUAAAAACA